UAGUCUUGUCUUUCUUUCCCAUUUCUUAAUGACCUUUUGCUUUCUUCGUGGAUGAUGUCCUUGAUGUCAUUCCACAAUUCAUCUGGUCUUCAGUCAUUAGUGUUUAAUAUAAUAUAUGCUUGUCAUAUAUUAUACAUAUUGUUGGAUUCAAUUUGCUAAUAUUUUAUUGGGGAUUUUCGUGUCUACUUCAUGAAGGAUAUUGCUCUGUAGUUUUCUUUCUUUGUAUUGUCUUUGUCUGGUUUUAGUAUCAGUGCAAUGCUGGCCUUAGAAAUUAAGUUGGGAAUUGCUUCCUCUUCUAUUUUCUGGAAGAGAUUGUGUAGAAUUUGUAUUACUUCUUCUUUAAAUGUUUGGUAGAAUUUACCAAUGAAACUAUCUGGCCCUGGUGUUUUCUUUUUUAUAAGGUUUUCCACUAUGAAUUCAAUGUAUUUAAUAGAGAUAUAUGUCUAUUGAGGUUUUCUAGUUUUUCCUGGGUGGGAUUUGGUAGCUUGUGGUCAAUUCUGUCUAAGUUUGUGCCUAGAGUUGUUUGUAGUAUUCCCUUACUGUCCCUUUAAUAUCUGUGGUUUCUUAUCCGAUAUUCAUAUAUCUGUUUCAUUUCUGAUAUUCACAAUUUGUAUCUUUUUCUUUUUUCAUUGUCACUCUGGCUAGAGAUUUAUCAACUUUAUUAAUUUCUACAAAAAAUCAGCUUUUAGUUUUAUUGAUUUUCUCUAUUUUCUUUCUGCUUUCAAUUUUAUUGACUUGUGUUCUUAUGUUUAUUAUUUCGUCCCUGGUGGUGCAGUGGUUUACAGCUUGGCUGCUAACCAAAAGGUUGGCAGUUUGAAUACACCAGCUGCUCCUUGGAAGCCCUAUGGGGCAGUUCUACUCUGUCCCAUAGGGUCACUAUGAGUCAGAAUUGACUUGAUGGUAACAAGUUAUUUUUUUUAAAACUAGUUUCUUAAAAUGGAAAUUUAGAUUAUUCAUUUGAGACCUUUAUUUCUUUCUAAUACGAGCAUUAAAGCUAUAGAUUUUCCUCUAAUCAUUUCUUCAUUUGCAUACCCCAAAUUUUGAUAUGUUGCACUUUUAUUUUUAUUUAGUUAAAAAUAUUUUCUAAUUUCCCUUGAGACUUCUUCUUUGACUCAUAGAUCAUUUUAGAAGUAUGUUGUUUAAUUUCUAACUAUUUGGAGAUUUUUCCAGUUAUCUUUCUGUUACUGAUUUCUAAUUUAAUUCUAUCAUUUUCAGAGAACAUUCUUCCUAUGAUUUCAAUCCUUUUAAAUUUGUUAAUGUUUAUUUCAUGAUCCAGAACAUAGGCUACCUUUGUGAAUGUUCUGUGUGCAUUUAAAAAGAAUGUGUAUUUUGCUGAUCCUGGGUAGAGUGUUUUAUAGAUGUCAACUAGAUCCGGUUGGUUGAUGACGUUUAUUCCUUCUAUAUUCAUAGUUCCCACCUGGAGGCAAUUUUGCCUCCCAGUGGACUUUCAGCAAUGUCUAGAGAGAUUUUUGUUUCAACUGGCUACGGACAGUAGUGGGUAAAAUCUGCUGGCCUUCUCCUGCUAAACAUCCUAUUAUGCAUAGGGCAAGCCUCUCUCCUCCACCCCCUGCCAACAACAAACAAAAUAUCAAUACAGCAGAGAUUGAGAAACCUUAUUCUGUGUAUUUGCUGAUACUGGUGGCCUGAGUGAAAGAUCUUUCAUUACUACUUCUGUUGCUCUGUAAAUAUAGUAGCCAAGGCCUGGCUAGUUCCUCUAGGUUGAGAAGGUGCAGUGGGAUAUAAUAAGUCAUUCUUAACUCCUGCCUUACUCCCUCAUAUCCAGCUUAUGUUGCUGCUUGGAGCUUAGCAGCUCCACACUAAGGAAUUCAUGUGAUAACUCUAAAGAAAUACUAGAUUUAUGUGGGGGUCUCGGUAUGGCAGGUGUCCACGUGUGUUCCUAUGGGAAGACAUAUGUGAAAGUCUAGGACAAUGGGGAGAUUCAUAAAGUCAGGGAAUGGCACCCCUAGAGGGGCCUUGGGCAUUCUCCAGGCCAACUCUGCAACCCCCAUUUUACAUCCGGGAAGACUGAGGUCUGGAGAGGGCUUGCACUUUGCUGAAGAUCAUUUGCUGCUUUAUUUCUGCUCAUACCCUGUCUAAUUUCUCUCCACUAUCCUCUUUCUCUCCUUUUAAGCAUUCAAGAGCAAAGCUUUAUGAAUUGGGGGGAUUCAGGUACCUUUAUGUCAUCUCCUAACAAGAUAUUUUUCUGUUCUUAUCAGAGUUUAUCUUCUAGCAGUUUCAAGUGACUUCUUCAAACUGAUUACCAACCAACCAGACAACAUACCCUUACUAAAAAAACAUGGCCAAGGGAGGCAAAGGCCCCAAGGGCAAGAAGAUCACACUAAAUGUAGCCAAGAAUUGCAUCAAAAUCACAUUUGAUGGGAGAAAACGCCUUGACUUGAGCAAGAUGGGAAUCACCACCUUUCCCAAGUGUAUUCUGCGACUCAGCGAUGUGGAAGAGCUUGACCUUAGCAGAAAUAUGAUCAAGAAGAUCCCAGACUCGAUCUCCAAGUUCCAGAACCUGCGCUGGCUGGACCUGCACAGCAACUACAUCGACAGGCUUCCUGAGUCGAUCGGCCAAAUGAGCACCCUGCUCUACCUCAAUGUCUGCAACAACAAGCUGACCAGCAACGGGCUGCCUGUGGAGCUCAACCAGCUCAAGAACAUCCGCACUCUGAAUCUGGGCUUGAACCACCUGGACAGUGUGCCCACCACACUGGGUGCUCUGAAGGAGCUCCAUGAGGUGGGGCUCUUCGACAACCUGCUGAACAGCAUCCCCAAUAGCAUUGGCAAGCUACCCAAGCUGAAAAAGCUCAACACAAAGCGAAAUCCCUUUCCCAAGGAAGAAGAGUCUCAGCUCUUCCUAGAGUCCAUCAAAAGGCUAGAGAACUUAUAUCUGGUGGAAGAGAAGGAUCUGUGUGGGCCUUGUCUGAGAAAAUGCCAACAAGCCCGUGACAAGCUGAACAGAAUCAAGAGCGUGGCCAUGGCGCCAUCAAGAAAGCCUAUGUUUUCCAAUUUGGUUUCACCCAACUCCAUGGCUAAGGAGUCUCAGGAAGACUGGAGGUGA
Trichechus manatus latirostris (Florida manatee) is the source of this 3064-nucleotide messenger RNA. It is a transcript of the gene LRRC18, whose product is annotated as leucine rich repeat containing 18. The transcript has a single exon. Lineage: Eukaryota; Metazoa; Chordata; Mammalia; Sirenia; Trichechidae. The record is from RefSeq and is a predicted model, not a curated record. Bases 2297 to 3064 code for a protein of 255 amino acids. Gene Ontology annotation, molecular function: protein binding.